GAAUAAAACCAGAACAAAUUUCAAGCUGUUACGUAACGUAACUAGGUUAAUUCUAGCUGUCAGACAAAAUCUUUUAACACAAGGUACAGUAAUUGUGGCGGCGUUAUUACAAGGCGACGAGGAUAAUGUGUAACUGAUGUUUAACGAGCCGAAAGUAAGAAAAAGAUGAAGUCCGUACAAGAUGGCGUAUUGUUAUAAAUAUCGUAUAAAUGGAGAGGGUGAUGGUUGGAAUGGCGGAGGUGGCGGAUGUGGCGGGUGUGGAUCCGGGGGAGCCUGGGAUGAACCUGAUGGUGCUGUUGACGACACCGACGAGAAUGUCGAAGAGGAGCCGCCCGAAGAUGACAGAGAUUCGGGAACAACCGAGGAGAUGGAACGCUUGGACCAAAACUUGAUUGAGGAUAAUGAACUACACCAUGCGAAUACAUUCGAAGAAAAACCAAAAAAAUAUUUCGGGGGUCUUGGAUAUCUACUUACCCGAUUCAAGAGUACCGAUAAUCAAAAUAUACCUUUAAUACCGAAAGAGAGGACAAAGAAAUGUUUUUGCGGACGUUCAUUAGCGUUCUUGGUGAUAGUUUCUGGGUUUUUGUUUGGAUAUGACACUGGUGUAGUAUCGGGUUCUAUGCUCUUAAUUAGACCUUAUUUUAAAUUGAAUGUGAUAUGGACACAGGCGAUAGUGAGUGCUACGGUAGCAACUGGUGCUGCAGUGGCAGGAUUAGCUGAAUUUGUGGCAGAUAUCGUAGGACGAAAGAUUAUAAUUUUAUUAGGGGCUAUCAUAUUUACAUCUGGGGCUGUUAUUAUGGGGAUAGCCGAUAGCACCAUAAUGGUCAUUUCAGGGAGAAUUGUAGUAGGCUUAGCAAUGGGUUUGAGUACGGUUGUGGUACGAUUGUAUGUAAAAGAGUCGGCCCAUAUAUCCAAUAAGAAAUGGCUAAUUUCGAUGUUAAAUAUGUUUUUUACUGUGGGAAAUCUGGUCGCAAAUUUUCUGUGCAUGGUAUUGAGUUAUAUUGGUAUUUAUGUUGGUGACGAUACAAUGUGGAAAUAUGUUUUGGGAUUUGGUCUUGUACCUGCGGUUUUACAAUUCAUCGCUAUGUUUAUUUUACCCGAAUCUCCGAGAUGGCUGAUGGAGGAAGACGAUCCAGAGCAAGCGAGGGAGAAUUUAAUAACUUUACGGGGAACUGAUGAAAUAGAAGCAGAGUUGAAUCAGAUGCGCUUGGAUGUAGAGCAGGAGAAAAGAGAAGCUGAAAAGGAUAGUAGUGAUGAUGAUGAUUCUCCCUGGGGUGUUUUUGAAGAUGUUAUUGAUGAACUAGACGAUGAUGUAGAAGACACUUUUGACACACAAAAUGAAAACAGACCAAACCAAACAAAUAACGAUAAUUCAACGUCGCCCGUGGGAAAUAGAGGUGGCGCUUCUGACGGCAAAAGUGGAACAGGAAAUGAUGAAAACCCAAAUAGAAACGAAGGAGAAUUGAAGAGUGGAAACGGGGAUGAAUCGGCUCAAAAUGGCACAAGUAAUAAUAGUAUCACAGGAAAACACAACAGUUCAUCCGGAAACUCAUACCAGAGCGGCAAUAAUCCUGAUGUAGCAAAAGAUAAAAACACCUCUGGUGCGUCCCCUGAAGGAUCACCAGGAGCAACAUCCGAUCAGCCAGGCAACAUCUCAGAUAAUAGUUCAUCAACUGGAUCUAACAAUCCUAGCGGCACUGGAACAGACAAUGGCACGGGGGAUGGUAGUCAGAAUAACGGAACUAACAGUUCGGCCGGACAGGACAAUGGCAGGAACAGCACAGAUCCUCUGGGUACGGGUGGUGGGUCUAAUAACCAUAGCAAUACCCGAAAAGACAAUGGCGAUAGUACAGGUGCUGGUGCUAACAGUUCGGCCAAACAGGGCAGUGACGGAAACAGCACAGGUUCGCAGGGCACAAGCGAUGGGUCUGACACGCAUAACAGUACUGAAAGAGACAAUGGGAACGGCACAAAUGCUAAAGGGGAGAAUGGCCUAAGCAAUAGCUCAGCCAAACAGAGUAAUAGCAGUAACGGGACAAAUCCUCAUGAUACAAGUGAUUCUCCAGGAUCUAAAAAUCAUAGCGGCAAUGGAAAAAACAAUGGCAAUAGUACAGGCUCCAACGGCAAGAAUAAUGCAACUAACAGUUCUGCCGAACAGGGCACUGACAAUAAAAGCACAGGUCCUCAGGACACGGGUGAUUCUCCAAAUUCAAUAGGGUCUGGCAAUCAUAGCGGUACCGGAAACGAAAAUGGCAAUAGUACAGGGGCUAAAGGAAACAAUGGUUCAGGAACCAAUAAUCAGAGCGGCAGUGGACCAGAUGGACAAAGCAACACUCGAGACGGUACAGGAUCAACAAAUUCACCUUCAAACGGAGCUAAAAAUGGCAAACAUAAUCCGGGUAAACCAAACAGCAACAAUGGAAAGAAAAAGUCGAAUCCGAACUCAAAGGGAGGCAAAUCUUCUGUGGGUGCUAAUAAAAGCGAGUACACUCCUCUCGAAGGUAGUGCGAAACCAGCGCCGGGUCGUCCGGUCAUAGUGAGAAUAUGGAACAAACCGAAAGUACGACGACCGUUCCUGAACGUUUUGUUUUUGUUUCUCUUUCAACAACUAUCCGGUAUCAGUGUCCUCAUAUUAUAUGGCGGUUCUAUCAUAUUUCUGGCUGGCAUGUCAACCACCAUGUCUCUCGGUCUACUCAACCUCCCUAAUGGUCUUUACGUCAUAGCUACAUAUAUUUCUACUAAAAAGGAUACAUUGGAAGAUAACCGGAAGUUACUAUUGAUGGUCAGUUUCUUUGGUGUUUUUAUGGGAAUGUGUUUUAUAGCAACCGGGUUUCAGCUCCAGGAAUCAUAUAUAACACCUGUUAAUUACAUAGAGGAUUUAUCAAACGUUCAACUGAACGUCUCCGUCUAUCCAUACUGCAAUCAUUCUUAUUACUCGUCUUGUGAACUGUGUGUUAGGAACGGAUAUUGUGGUUUCUGUCAUCCAGUUGGUGAUUGGUUGAAUGGAUCGUGUUUACCAAUGCAAGUCAAUAAUACUCAACGAUCCGUGGUAGGAAGAUGUAACAUAUCACAUUAUCCCGGAGCUGAAUAUGAGUUUGUCGAUGCAUCAGGUGGCUGUCAUAAUUUCUCAUGGUUUGUUGUGGUCGGCAUGGUGGUUUUUGUUCUCUUCUAUGCACCAGGUUUAGGUCAAGUGACUCACAGUGAAGAUUCCGAAAGAUGCCCUGUCUGGGCCAGAAAAACUUCCAAUUCUAUUUCCAGAUCCGUCAACUGGGUGGCCAACCUCCUGAUAUCUAUGAGUUUUCUUCUGCUGGUUGAGGGCAUUACUACAUACGGAACCUUCUGGAUGUUUAGUGGAUUUUGUCUGUUCGCCUUUGUUUACGUUACGAAAUAUCUGGCCGAUGAUGAUUAAUGAACAAUAAAUAAAUAAAUAUAA
Molecule: messenger RNA, 3433 nt
Organism: Patella vulgata (common limpet)
Lineage: Eukaryota; Metazoa; Mollusca; Gastropoda; Patellidae
Exons: 12
Coding region: 182-3409 (1075 amino acids)
Biological process (GO): transmembrane transport
Cellular component (GO): membrane
Molecular function (GO): myo-inositol:proton symporter activity
Source: RefSeq, a predicted model, not a curated record